This is a messenger RNA of Tripterygium wilfordii, 1647 nucleotides long. RefSeq names its product thioredoxin-like protein HCF164, chloroplastic. The transcript is spliced from 6 exons. The record is from RefSeq and is a predicted model, not a curated record. Gene Ontology annotation, biological process: cytochrome b6f complex assembly. Gene Ontology annotation, cellular component: chloroplast thylakoid membrane. NCBI's taxonomy places the organism in Eukaryota, Viridiplantae, Streptophyta, Magnoliopsida, Celastrales, Celastraceae. Bases 590 to 1363 code for a protein of 257 amino acids.
UAGUUAAUGGUAAAUAGGUUGGCUAUCAGCUUCACUUCUGCGGAACUGGCAAGCCAUGGCUUCACCCUCUCACAAGCUCCAAUCCUAAUUCUGUCAUCUAACUGCCGCGUGCGCAAUGUCCACCAUAAUUCUUGCAAGAUUUGCACCCCUAAACCUGCGUCCCAGCCGAUUUCCAGCACUCGAAGGCAGUUGCUUUUCCUACUAACGUCAUCGACGGCGCUGGCAACAAGGGAGGCUCCGUCGAUUGCUGAAGAAUGCGGAGGAGGAGGCUGUGGAGAUUGUGAAGGAAGGGUUCGAGGCCGCGGAGAAAGGACUAGAAACAGCAGAGAAAGGGGUUAAAAGUGUGGAAAGAGGGGUUGAAGCAGCGGAGAAGGAGGUUGAGGAGGCGGUGAGUUUUCCCGCGUUGGCGCAAGCUGGCGUGGUGGUCGGUGCGGAGGUUGUUGGUGUAUUGGCGGGUACUUCUGUUGUGAACGGAAUUUUGGAGACCAGCCAGGAAACUUGACAAGGAUUUCAACGUGGAGGAUCUAUAUCCGCACAAAAAGAAGCGACUUAGCCAACCCACUAGUUAUUCAAUUUGUAGUUUGCAUUCAUGGUAUCCGCCAUGGCUCGCGUGCUGGCCUCGAACGCCCUCGGAGUUCACAGAUUAAGUCCAUGUUCAUAUUUUCAAACAUCCAGACUGCCUCCAGCUCCUUCGCUUGUCAAAACGUACGGCAACUUGCGCCGCGGAUUUCAGGGCGUAGCUUGCCAAACAGAACCUCCGACUGAAACCUCCACAACGUCUGAAAAGGAUUCCGACCAAGAUGCAUCGACAAGUUCCUCUGUGGAUUCUGGGCUCCCUGAAUUUCCAAACAAAAGCCUCAAUAAGCAAAUCGCGGUCAUUUCCACGCUUGCAGCCGUGGGGCUUUUUCUUUCCACUCGGCUUGAUUUUGGAGUUUCGUUGAAGGACCUAUCUGCUGCUGCAUUGCCUUAUGAAGAGGCCCUCUCAAAUGGGAAACCCACUGUUGUGGAGUUCUAUGCAGAUUGGUGUGAGGUUUGCCGCGAAUUAGCUCCAGAUAUCUACAGCGUUGAGCAACAGUACAAGGAUCGUGUGAACUUCGUUAUGCUAAAUGUUGACAACACAAAGUGGGAACAGGAGCUUGAUGAGUUUGGGGUCGAGGGUAUUCCACACAUUGCAUUCCUGGACAAAGACGGUAAUGAAGAAGGUAAUGUAGUUGGAAAGCUUCCGAAGCAGUUCUUCCUUGAGAAUGUGGAUGCCCUUGCCCGUGGUGAAGAAUCCAUUCCCCAUGCUCGCAUUGUAGGACAGUAUUCUCGUGCUGAAUCAAGGAAGGUGCGCCCAGUUGUUGAUCCCAGAAGCCAUGGCUAGAUGCUAGCUUCCUCUUUCAGAGUGGUCGAUAACUGGCCCCUGGUGACAUUUUUAAAAGGACCACAUCCUUCAAUUGCUUCCAAAGUAUGGAAUCUCACAAAAAGAUCAAUCACAAGAUAUGGCCAACCACAAAUACUUUGCCAAAUCAUUUGAUGAAAGUUCAAAGAUUCUCAUUUUAUAUACGUUAAAUCUGUAUCUGUAAUUGUUACAUCUUUAGCCUGAACAUUAUCAGGAUCAAGAAUGGAUAGUUUAAUAAUACAGAAUGUAUGUAAGAGAUUCUAUAA